Rhodofomes roseus is the source of this 1334-nucleotide messenger RNA. Its product is annotated as Gti1/Pac2 family-domain-containing protein. NCBI's taxonomy places the organism in Eukaryota, Fungi, Basidiomycota, Agaricomycetes, Polyporales, Fomitopsidaceae. Bases 256 to 1206 code for a protein of 316 amino acids. The transcript is spliced from 6 exons. Gene Ontology annotation, molecular function: DNA binding. The record is from RefSeq and is a predicted model, not a curated record.
AUCGUGUUCACCCACCAAAUAGCACCACGCCGUAACAACACCGGCCACAUAGGUAUAUAGUCCCAGCGGGAGAACGCCUAGUCUUGAACCAGCCAGGCACUCCCACCGUCAGUCUCUAUACUGCUUCCCCUGACACUCCACCCGAGCCGCAUAGCCUUCCGCCUCUACGUGCUUCCGUCCCUGUCCUCGGUUCCGGCGUCCAACUCAAGUACCUCUACCAACUGCGACGAGCGUCAGACAGGAUCAAGUCACUGCAUGUCUCCAUCAGUGCCAUCAAACGCAGCAGUUCCCUCAGGCCACGCAACCAUCCCCGCUCUCCAUUUGCGAGACGCACGAGAUGCCCACAUCGUCUUCGAGGCAGUCAGGCUCAACAUCCUGCCUCUCAUCACCAGACGACUCACGGCUGCUGAGCGCGACCAGCUAUCGUCUGGUAACGUGUUUGUCUGGGAAGAGGCAGAGCACAAGCAAGGCGGGCUGGAGAGGUGGACGGAUGGAAGGAGAUGGUCUCAGAGCCGGAUGCGCGGAGAUUAUCUCUUUUACGAAGAGAAGAUAGAGACCACGCCCGAGGAGAAGGCAGCCAAGGCUGCACGUCGGGCGCGUCGGACGCUAGACCCGUUCAGCCACCAGCCAGUCCCUACGCGGCAGGAUCGCCCCUCCAAGCCAGAUGGCUUGACGAAGCAGACGUACUCGACCCACGUCUAUGCGCAUGCUAAUGAGCCGAGGAAGUGGCAUGUUGUUGCAUAUUUCUGUGGCGACGACUACCAACAUCUUCCAGUAGUCGAGGACUACGACUUUCUCAGGAAGAUUCGCAUACCAGACGGUGUAUUCUCGUCUCCGCGUGGCAACCCGGCCAAGAUUGCUCGCGCGCUGACAGUCCCCGACGAACGUUCCCGCAACGACGGCAAUUGGUCCAAGGGCUCCUCCUGGUCGCAUGCAGCAACCUCGGGAAGCGGCGCGCUCUCGCCAAUCGAGCGACCAGAGUCUUCCUCGUCCUCCUCGUCUUCAUCGACCAACCUGAGCACGUCAAGCGAUACCACUGUCUUCCACGAGGGCAACAUGCUGCCACGUCUCUCGAAUGUAAUCCCCAUCCAUCCCCUUAGCCCCGCAAUCUCUCAUACCCACUCCCAAUCGUCUCAAUCAUCUAGUUAUGCUGCGCUUACGACCGAGGAUCGCCGUGCUUUGAGUAGCUUUCGUAUUGUGUUAUGAUUAUUCUCGAGUUAUUUGCUGUUCGGGCCCCUCAGUGCCCCCUUGUAGACUCGGCGUUUUCUUCGGUCGGGUGUAUCUUGGUGUAUCUCUUGGACACUAGCGUUGUAUGAAUGGCUUGUUGCACGUCC